Penicillium atrosanguineum is the source of this 1125-nucleotide messenger RNA. RefSeq lists its product as uncharacterized. The record is from RefSeq and is a predicted model, not a curated record. The coding region runs from base 1 to 1125 and encodes 374 amino acids. The transcript has 2 exons. Gene Ontology annotation, molecular function: transaminase activity; pyridoxal phosphate binding. NCBI's taxonomy places the organism in Eukaryota, Fungi, Ascomycota, Eurotiomycetes, Eurotiales, Aspergillaceae. Gene Ontology annotation, biological process: biosynthetic process.
AUGCAAGCCACCCUACUAAUCCUUCUCCCUCUCUGCCUCUCAGGUUUACCACACGCCUCAUACUUCCCCUACGAUACCCUCGAAGCCACGGUCGCCCGCCCGCAGCGACUGCAGCCCACCAGCGACAAGGAUGCCAUCCCAGACCGAGUCGUCGUCCCUAAACAAAGCGAAAUCACCGACCCUCGACUCCGCAUCGAUUUGACAACCGCCCUUCAAUACGGUACCGCCGAGGGUUACCCUGCUUUGCUCUCGUUUCUGCGACAGUUCACCCGGGACCAUCUUCAUCCGAACGUCCCCUACACCGGAGGACCCGAGGUUGUGCUUACUUGCGGAAACACUGAUGGCUUAUCCAAGGCUGUCGACCUCUUUACCAAUGUCUGGAAUCCCGGUCGUGACUGGAUCCAGCAGCGGGAAGGUAUCCUGUGCGAAGAGUUCGCUUACAUGAACGCUAUCCAGACCGUCAAACCGCGGGGUUUGAAUGUGAUUAGUGUCGCAAUGGACGGACAGGGUAUGUGUGCUUCCGGGAAGGGUGGCUUGGCCGACGUGCUAGAGAAUUGGGAUUUCCGGCGCGGUCGCCGGCCACAUUUAAUGUAUACCGUGACCAUUGGUCAAAAUCCUACUGGUGGUACGCUAUCAGUUGAGCGUAGGAAGGAAAUCUACGCUCUCUGCCAGAAGUAUGACGUGAUCAUUGUCGAGGAUGAACCAUACUGGAAUUUGCAAUUCCCCUCGGCAUAUGAGAAAGAAGCUCGUCAUCGUGGCUCAUCUCAUGAACCCGGUCCUGGCGUUCGGAACUACAAUGAAAACGGCAGGUCCUCGGGCUAUGAGUUCUUGGAUUCAUUGGUUCCCUCGUAUCUAUCCAUAGAUACCGAGGGCCGUGUAGUGAGACUAGACACUUUCUCCAAAACUGUCGCCCCGGGUAGUCGUCUUGGUUGGAUGACCGCACAGCCGGCUGUCAUCGAGCGAAUCACUCGAAUUACUGAGACCUCAACCCAACAACCAUCAGGCUUUGUCCAAGCACUGGUUGCCGAAAUGAUCAUGGGAAAGCAAGACGGCCCCAACGGAGCCCGCGUCUCCAAAAAGAAGACGGCCAAGGCUGGCACAUGGACGGCUGGGUGCGUUGGCUAG